Cladocopium goreaui is the source of this 2772-nucleotide messenger RNA. Lineage: Eukaryota; Dinophyceae; Suessiales; Symbiodiniaceae. The record is from the annotation of a GenBank genome assembly.
AUGAGGCGCGGAGUUUAUCGCGCCUCGGCCGCGAUUCUCGGGGAUCCCGGGAACGAGCGCCGCCGUGGCGUCCCUGGUGGCGAUGGCAGCAGCGGCGGAAAGUUCAACCUGGCGGAUGAGAAGAAAGUCAAAGUUCAAAAAAAGAAGAAAGAGAUGUAUGAGUUGCAGUACGAGGCUGGAGCCAUUGCUCCCUUGUAUGCUUGGGAUCCUGCAGGUUUCGUCCAGAAGGGUCCCAGUCAGACCGAGAGUUUCUAUCGACUUCGCCAGGCAGAAUUGAAACAUGGCAGAGUGGCGAUGCUGGCAUUGGUGGGCGAAAUCGUGCAGCACUAUGUGUACUUGCCCUUCUUCGAUGGUGUUGGCAAAGGCCUGGAUGUGGGAAUCCUCAGCUGUGGUGAUUUGGUGGUACUCUGGUGCAAAGCAGAGUUUCUGGUGAUGGCGGGCCAUAGCCAUAGCGGCCGCGGCGACGCCUGGAAUGAGGCGUUUUGGGAUCUCCAUCGGCGGCUGGGAGAAUGCUAUGCACAGGAUCUCCUGAUGAUGCAGGAAGGGCGGAUGCCAGCGCCACCACUGCCCAGAGCCCCAUCCAAAGAAACACCACCAUCGCUAUGGGCAGAAAGCGUGAAGAUGGCUCCAUCUGCUCCCUCCCCGGCCACUCCAUGCAACGGGCGGGUGCCGAGCCAACCGCUGUUCCCCCUUCCGAGGGCAGCCAGUAAACCCCUGGUACCCGUGGAUGACAUGGGAUUGAUGCUCAUGGACAGCCCUGAUUUGUGGCAGUCUGAAGCCUUCUUAGAAGACUUGCAGGUGCUGCAGAAAAAGCACGACAGGGACAUCGUCCAGUCGAACAGAUCUCCAACAGAGAAAUCAAAGAAUUCAAUGCCGUCUGAGGAGUUUGAUUCGGAGCAUGUCUUUUGUCCAAGAGCCUUUUGGUCGAAGCCGAUAGAUGGCUCAGAAGAGGUGGGACGACAAAGUAAGAGCAUAUGUGCUUUCACUUCAAAAUCUCGACGAGUUCUCUCAACAGGCGGAAUAGCGCCAGAAUUGCUGCGGGCGCGACGAACAUCCAGCCAGUGCUUUUACAUGCUGCGGAAUCCCAGCAGUACCUUUUCAACCUGGUGGGGUACCAUUGGUGUGUUAUUGCUGUCUUAUGAUUUUGUCGUGAUCCCGCUGCGGUUCGUCGGCCUUGGCGAAUCAUCACUGCUGACGAUCAUGUUUUGGAUCGCCCAUUUGUACUGGAAUGCAGCAAUUCCAUUGUCUUUCAUUACGGGAUAUGAUGAAGAUGGGCUACUGGUCCUGAACUUGAGGAAAACCUGCAGAAAUUAUGGGACCACUUGGUUCAUCUUGGAUUUGGCUUUGGUGAGCCUUGAUUGGACCAUUUUGGUCCUUGACUCUGACGGUGAUUCUGCCGGUGUGGCUCGCUUGUCUCGCACCAUCCGUAGCCUACGCUUUCUGCGCCUGCUACGGCUGGGGCGUGUCGUGAGAUUAGGUUCGAUCAUUGAGUCCGUGAAGGAGCAGUUGAGUUCCAGAAUGGCCAACAUCCAGUACAGUAUAAUGAAAAUCAUAUUUCAACUGCUGAUCUACAACCACAUCAUAGCUUGCUUGUGGUAUGGCAUUGGGGCAGAAGAUCAUGACGACUCGAGUUGGGUCGAAAAAAUGCAGCUGAAUGAGCGCUCAGUGUCCGUGCGCUAUGCGACCAGCCUUCAUUGGGCCUAUUCCCAGCUGGGUGUGGGCAGCACUGAGAUUGAAGCAAUCAAUCUCAAUGAGCGCAUUUUUUCCAUCGUCGUCAGCUUUAUGGCCUUGCUCAGCUUCUCUACUGUGAUCAGCUCAAUGACAUCGUUGCUGGCGGCGCUACAAAAGUUGAAGAACGAUGAAAUGGAACAAUUCUCUGGGCUGCGAAAAUUCCUAUUGCACAACAAUAUUGAUCCAGAUUUGUCCAUUCGAGUCACACGCUUCCUCAAGCAUACCUUUGAUAUGAAGCACAAGGCCCUGUCAAAGGACGGAAAAGUGGCAAUCCUGGACAUGCUCUCGAAAUCAUUGCACGAAGAACUUGAAGUUCAAAGGCACAACGAGUGCUUGCAAGACAGCGGCUUCCUACAUCAGCUCUUGUUGGAUCCCGGCACAGAUGCAUAUCAAGUUCUUUGUUCUGUUGUUACCACGUGCCUGCAACACGGAGUCUUUGCACUUGAUGACGUGGUUUUUGCACACGGAACCGUUUCCGCAGCUUGCUACUACAUAUCAGAUGGCCGAUGUCGCUAUGAUCACUCAACCCUGAAAUCAGCGCAUCUUGCAAGGCUUAGCAAUGUGUGGAUUGCUGAGAUGUGCCUUUGGACUCCGUGGCUUCACAUGGGAAAUUUAGAGGCUCAGGACAUUUCCCGGCUGAUUUCAAUUGAAGUUGCAACCUUCUGUGACGCGGUGGACAAAAAUCAAAGGAUCCGCAGGAUGGCAUCCGAUUAUGCCGUUGAAUUUGUAAGGGAUUUGAACAUUCUGAAGCAUUGGUCAGACCUGAAUCCAGCCAUUUUGAAAGAGGAGGAUCAGCGCUCCAUUGGUUUCCCUCAGAGCUCCUCUAUACAUGCCAGAAAAUGCUGUAGUGGAAAGGGUCUCUUUAGUAAAGUCUUGCCUUCCGGCUAAAGCCGUGGUCAAGACAAGCCCAGAGUUCAGGCCUGAGUUGACCGAUUGACUACUCAUAAGGGGCCGAUUGGACAACUCUGGCUUUCUAUUCUUUUCCGAAGAAAGGGGUGAACACAUAUGCAAGGCUCAAGUCCCGUUUCACGCUGUUUCCGC